Jaculus jaculus (lesser Egyptian jerboa) is the source of this 2457-nucleotide messenger RNA. RefSeq names its product protocadherin beta 1 (gene Pcdhb1). Gene Ontology annotation, biological process: homophilic cell-cell adhesion. The transcript has a single exon. The record is from RefSeq and is a predicted model, not a curated record. NCBI's taxonomy places the organism in Eukaryota, Metazoa, Chordata, Mammalia, Rodentia, Dipodidae. Gene Ontology annotation, cellular component: plasma membrane. Gene Ontology annotation, molecular function: calcium ion binding. Bases 1 to 2457 code for a protein of 818 amino acids.
AUGGCAGGUGCGCGCAGAAAACAUUUGCGAAGCAGGCAAGUGGGAUCUUUUCUCCUUUUCUGGUGUGUGUCUGUGGGAGGGGCGGCCACCAUCCGCUAUUCUGUGGCGGAGGAGAUGGAGAGCGGCUCAUUUGUGGCCAACGUGGCUAAGGACUUAGGGCUGGAGGUAGGGAGGCUGGCUGCGCGCGGGGCGCGGCUGGUUUCCGAGGGCAACAAGUCACACUUCCGGCUCCACCGCAAGACAGGAGAUUUGUUCGUGAAGGAGAAACUGGAUCGCGAGGCGCUCUGUGGCAAAGCUGACCCAUGCGUUCUGCACUUUGAAAUUGUCCUGGCAGAGCCGCUGCAGUCUUUCCGUGCGGAAGUCAGGGUGUUUGAUAUUAAUGACAAUGCCCCGGUCUUUCUAAACAAGGAGCCUCUUUUAAAGAUCCCAGAAAGCACCCCCUUGGGCUCACGCUUCCCUCUGCAGAGUGCCCAGGAUCUGGACGUGGGACUCAAUGGUCUCCAAAACUACACCCUGAGCUCAAAUGCCUAUUUUCACCUGCACACCCGCUUCCGCAGCCACGGGCCAAAAUAUGCGGAGCUUGUGCUGGAUAAACCCCUUGACAGAGAGGAGCACCCUGAAGUCAAUUUGACGAUUACUGCUGUGGAUGGUGGGUCCCCGCCCAAGUCUGGCACCGCCUACAUCAGAGUGGUGGUUCUGGACGUCAAUGACCACGUGCCCCAGUUCUCCCGCUUGGUGUAUCGCACCCAGAUUCCAGAGAACAGCGCCAAUGGCUCUUUGGUGGCUGUGGUGACUGCCACUGACCUGGACGAAGGCACCAACAAACAGAUAACUUACUCUUUAGCUCAAAAUCCAGAAGCAAUUCUUCAGACAUUUCAUAUUGACUCUCAAAGCGGAGAGAUUAGACUGCGAGGGCCUUUAGAUUUUGAAGCUAUAGAAACAUACGACGUUGAUAUUCAAGCUACAGAUGGAGGGGGCCUCUCUGCCCACAGUAAAGUCCUUGUGGAAGUGGUGGAUGUAAAUGACAAUCCUCCUGAAGUGAUGGUCUCCUCGGUGUCCAGUCCUCUCCCUGAGGACUCGCCACUACAGACUGUAGUGGCCCUCUUCACUAUCCGAGACAGAGACAUUCGAGUCGGAGGAAAGGUCUCCUGCUUCCUCAGAGAAGAUUUUCCCUUUAUAGUCAAACCUACAUUCAGGAAUUCUUACUCACUGGUCACUGACAGAAGCUUAGAUCGGGAGGAUGUCUCAGGCUAUAACAUCACCCUUGUUGCCAUGGAUACUGGGCCACCCUCACUGUCCACAGAGACCGUGAUAGAAGUAUUACUAUCUGACAUUAAUGACAAUCCUCCUGUGUUUCAAGAAGAUUCCUACAUCUUGACGGUUCGAGAAAACAACAGCCCUGCAGUUUUUAUUGGCAAAGUCUGUGCCAAAGAUCUAGAUUUAGGUGAGAAUGCUCAAGUAACAUAUUCCCUACUGCCUCCAAAAAGUGGAGAUCUAUCUGUCUUUGCUUACAUCUCCAUAAAUUCAGACAAUGGGAAGCUCUAUGCACUGAGAAUCAUGGAUUAUGAGGCCAUUCAGGACUUUCAGUUUGUGGUCAAGGCAACUGAUGGAGGAUUUCCGUCAUUAAGCAGCCAAGUUACUGUCAGAGUGGUUGUCCUGGAUGACAAUGACAAUCGCCCAAUGAUCUUAUAUCCAUUGCAAAAUGGAACUUUGCCCUGCAAUGACCUGGUGCCCAGGUCUGCUGAGGUAGGCUACCUGGUGACCAAAGUUGUGGCUGUUGAUGGUGACUCAGGACAGAAUUCUUGGCUUUCAUACCAUCUACUUAAAGCCACUGACCUUGGAUUAUUUUCUAUCCAGGGACAAAAUGGGGAAAUCCGUACACUGAGGAAGAUAUCUGAGAGAGAUCCCAUGAUGCACAAACUGAUCAUUCUUGUUCAAGAUCAUGGCCAACCAGCUCUCUCCACAACCACCUCACUCAACAUUUUGCUGGUAGAGGGCUUUUCAGAGCCCUACCUGCAGUUCCAUGAUCCAGCCCAGCAUUCUAGACAGGUAAAUCCAAUCACAAAAUACUUGGUCAUUUCUCUGGCUGUGCUCUGCUUUGUUUUUCUCCUCUUUGUCACAGUGAUCUCCAUUAUACACAUGUACCAGAAGAUUAAACAUAAAGACAACUUCACAGUUCAAGAGCAUUUCUAUGAUGAUUGUCAUUUCCCUAACAACUUGGUACAAGGAGGAGGCACUGGCUCCUUAUCCCAGCCUUGUCCAUAUGAUAUGUGUUCAGCCACUGGAACUGGCAAUAGUGAGUUCCGGUUUCUUAAGCGAUUUAUGCCCAAUUUCCCUUUCCCCCAUGCUACUGGAGAGGUAAAAACAGAGAAUGGCUCCAGCUUACCCCAAGAUUCUAACAGGAAUAGGUCUCAGGGUUCAGAGGGACAUGUCCAGAUACCUAAUGAUUAUAUGUAG